UAUAUAAGUCUGCUAACAAGGACGUUCGGCGACGUAGUGGUGGACGUCGAUAGUGGGUAACUGUGACCGUAGUUCAUGUUAAAAAGUAUUGCUAUAUCUAGUGUAACGUAAGAACGGCAUACGUUCAAGGUGGACAAAGGAUCAAUGAUUUGAAUAGAGGAAACAUUAUAAUGGAUGUUAUUGAGACGGUAGAAAUCAAGGAUGAGCGUGGCAACACCAUCCAGUAUUCCUUGUAUAAAGGGCAUGUGUUCCCUCCUCAUGUCCCAACUAACGCCCGGGACUUAGUACCCAACACUGCCCAGCUCAAAUGUCGACAGGAGGACGUGUUGCUAUACACUUACCCGAAAUCUGGAACACAUUGGAUGUACAACAUUCUACACAUGUUCCUGACAGGAACAAUGACAUAUGCGAAUCCCACGUAUCUGGAAUUCAACGAUAUUGACAUGAUAAAAACUAUGCCCUCUCCGAGGCUGUUUACAACACAUCUAGAGGUAGAUCUAUUUCCGGACGACAUUAAAAACGGCAAAGGCAUAGUUGUCAACAUCAUCCGGAAUCCUAAAAACGUCGCUGUUUCCUACUACUGCUUUCUGAGCGCUAUGAAGGAUGCAGGAUUUACAGGGGACUUCAGUGGCUUUCUACACUUCUUUCUUAAGGAGGAAU
Molecule: messenger RNA, 660 nt
Organism: Mizuhopecten yessoensis (Yesso scallop)
Lineage: Eukaryota; Metazoa; Mollusca; Bivalvia; Pectinida; Pectinidae
Product: sulfotransferase 1A3-like
Exons: 3
Biological process (GO): sulfation
Cellular component (GO): cytoplasm
Molecular function (GO): sulfotransferase activity
Source: RefSeq, a predicted model, not a curated record